CAUCCCACAAUGCAAUGCGUUGUAAAUUGACCAUUCUUCCUCAACACAUGGCCAGUCCUUGCUAUAUUUGAUAUUUUCUAUUUUAACCUGAAUUUUGAAGCGGUGGUCCAUUACCAGGCCCUUCAAAAUGAAAGUUAAAGUCCUCUCAAGGAACCCGGAUGAUUAUGUCCGGGAAACCAAAUUGGAUAUUCAGCGUGUCCCGAGAAACUAUGAUCCAGCACUUCAUCCGUUUGAGGUGAGCAGAGAGUACACCCGGGCUCUGAAUGCUACCAAGCUCGACAGAGUGUUUGCAAAGCCUUUCGUUGCCUCUCUGGAUGGACACAGAGAUGGUGUGAACUGCAUGGCCAAACACACAAACAGUCUGUCCACCCUGCUGUCCGGCUCCUGCGAUGGGGAGGUGAAAGUAUGGAAUCUGACCAAACAUGAAUGUGUCCGCACACUCCAAGCACAUGAAGGUUUUGUCCGGGGAAUGAUUGUCCGCUUCUGUGGAACGUCCUUCUUUACGGUUGGUGAUGACAAAACGAUCAAGCAAUGGAAAAUGGAAACACCAGGAUAUGGAGAGGAAGAAGAGCCACUUAAUACUAUCCUGGGCAAGACGGUCUUUACAGGGUUGGACCAUCACCAGAAGGAUGCUGUGUUUGCAACAUGUGGCCAGCAGGUGGACAUCUGGGAUGAGCAGAGAAGCAGCCCAAUCCGCUCUUUCACCUGGGGUGUUGACAGCUUCAGCUCAGUCCGCUUCAACCCUGUUGAGACUGAACUUCUUGCCAGCUGUGCCUCUGACAGAAGUAUCGUACUGUAUGACAUGAGAGAAUCAGCACCGCUUAAAAAGGUUAUUAUGACAAUGAGGAGUAACUCUUUAUGCUGGAACCCUAUGGAAGCGUAUUACUUCACAAGUUCAAAUGAGGACUACAACCUCUACACAUAUGACAUGAGGUACCUGAACAAGCCAAUCAUAGUUCACAUGGACCAUGUCUCUGCAGUGCUGGAUGUUGAUUAUUCCCCCACUGGGAAAGAGUUUGUAUCUGCAAGUUUUGACAAAACCGUCCGUAUAUUCCCCAAGGAUGUUGGCCAUAGCAGGGAAGUUUACCACACCAAACGUAUGCAGCAUGUCAUCUGCGUGAAGUGGUCAGCAGACAAUAAAUAUAUCCUGAGCGGUUCUGACGAAAUGAACAUCCGACUAUGGAAAGCCAACGCAGCUGAGAAGCUUGGAGUGCUGGCCCCAAGAGAGAGGCAGGCCAGCAACUACAAUCAAAAGCUGAAGGAGAAGUUCCACUACCACCCGCAGAUCCGGCGCAUAGCUCAUCACCGACAUCUACCCAAGAGCAUCUAUCAUCAGAGCAAGGAGCUGAGGGUUAUGAAAGAGGCUCGCCGCAGGAAGGAGAGGAACGUUCGAAAGCAUAGCAAACCCGGAAGUGUCCCUGUGGUGUCUGAGAAAGAGAAGCAUGUUGUGACUGUGGUCAAAUAAGAGGCAGAAACAACAACAACAACAGAAGACAGAGGGGUGCAAUCCAGAGAGGAGAUGGAGUCCCACGAUCACACACGGGACACUUUUCAGACUGCGCCUUCUUAAGGAUAUAACAUUUUGGAGUUGUAUGAUAUGGAAAAGACAAGUGACUUGUUAUGGAUCAUUUGAAGUUUGAGACUAAGGCUGUGAAUACAUGAACAACAGAUAUUUUAAAGCUUUCCCUUUUUUCACUCAUUUUGGUCCUAUAUGUGAAAGGGGCCAAUCAAGUGAUCCAGUGUAAAAUCAGAGCUGUAUGACUUGGUACAGGCUUACAGUUACUGUUCUUUGUCUUAUUGUAAAUUUUAAUUUAGCAGUUUAGGAAUCCUGCCUCAGUUCUGUAUCAAAACUAUCAGGGAUGGUAUGAAGCUGAAGUAGGCUUCACAUGACAAAAAGGUUAUGUCAUUUAUUAUGUGUCAUAGCCUUUUUCUGCUUGUGUCCCUGAUCGUCUAUAACAAGUCUUUUCUUUCUGCAUGUCACAUUGAUGACAUCAAUCAUAUAAAAAGGCUUAUUUACACCUUGGAUGGUCUCUCCAUGAUCCAUUGUCUCAUGGUGCUGCUCUUUAUGGAACAUGUGCACGGUCUUAAUAGCUUAAGAAGAUGGCUAAAACCACCUGCCAUCUACUUGGCAGCUUGAUCCAUAAAGUGGGCAGGAUUUUCUAAUUUCUCAGUAAAUUCUAAGAAUUGGUAAGGUUACAUUAUCUGACAACCAUUUUUCCCCAAAGUAUACUGAUGCCCUAUCCUUCGGUCAAUAGCUAGAGGAAACUUUUUUUUUCUUCAAUGGACAGUUUUAGAUGUUCCAGUUGACACCAGUUAUGUUGAUGCCUGUUUUUAAGAUCAAAAAAUAUGUUCAGAACACAUUUUCACAGGAAAUAUAAGUACAUUGGAGUUACAUACUGUUUGCUAAUGUCUAUUUGUAAUAAAGUUCUUGACUAAGUUA
Molecule: messenger RNA, 2440 nt
Organism: Labrus bergylta (ballan wrasse)
Lineage: Eukaryota; Metazoa; Chordata; Actinopteri; Labriformes; Labridae
Gene: dcaf13
Product: ddb1 and cul4 associated factor 13
Biological process (GO): maturation of SSU-rRNA from tricistronic rRNA transcript (SSU-rRNA, 5.8S rRNA, LSU-rRNA)
Cellular component (GO): small-subunit processome; nucleolus
Molecular function (GO): protein binding
Source: RefSeq, a predicted model, not a curated record